This is a messenger RNA of Ipomoea triloba (trilobed morning glory), 2941 nucleotides long. Its product is annotated as DExH-box ATP-dependent RNA helicase DExH18, mitochondrial. Gene Ontology annotation, molecular function: RNA helicase activity; ATP binding; hydrolase activity, acting on acid anhydrides. NCBI's taxonomy places the organism in Eukaryota, Viridiplantae, Streptophyta, Magnoliopsida, Solanales, Convolvulaceae. Gene Ontology annotation, biological process: mitochondrial RNA 3'-end processing; RNA catabolic process. The transcript is spliced from 3 exons. Bases 176 to 2470 code for a protein of 764 amino acids. The record is from RefSeq and is a predicted model, not a curated record. Gene Ontology annotation, cellular component: mitochondrial degradosome.
UCUAGGGUUUUUAGUGAUUAAACGACACCCACCGUCCCUUUCCCUCCAUUCUCUCUCCCUCUUUCUCAUUCUCAGGUGCGCUUCUAUUUCCCAUUCAAUUUCACCUAUAUACCUGCAAAUGUAUUCGCUUCUAUUCAUAUUACUGCAUUUAUAGCUCAAUACUAUUUCUCCGUCAAUGGCAAGAGCCCCUGCCAGAACCCUCCUCUAUCUCUGUUCCUCUUCCAAGAGAAACUUCUUUAGGGCCACAGUUUUUCCCUGCUCAAACCGUUUCCUCCAUGCCCGAACUCCAGAGAAAUUCCAAGAUUACCCCUUCCAUGAGCCCAGAUUACAACCCCAGCCUCAAUUCUUGCACACCCACUUCGCCCAAUUCACAAAGUUUGGAUUUUUUGGUUUCAGUGGACGCCAUUUUUCGGCGCUGGUUGGGAAUGAUGGUUCUUGUUCGAGUCCAGGGGAAAGUGUGGAUGGUGAAGCUGGGAAUUUGGAGUUGGGAAAGGAGGAGAAUGAAGAUGGGAAGGUUGGGUGUGAGAAAAGACUGGAUUUUGGUCAUAUAGUGGGCCGUGAUCCAGUGGAAAUUUAUAGGGAGCUCAGAGAUGCUAGCAAGGGGGAGAAGCAAACCCGGGGAGAUUGGGAUUCCUGUACUGAGAUUUUUAGUUGUUUUGCAAAGUCUGGAUGGGCAUCAAAUCAGGCAUUAGCUGUUUAUAUUGGGGCUUCAUUUUUCCCCACUGCAGUGCUUAAAUUUCGUAAGUUUUUCUUCAAGAAAUGUAAGACUGACAUUGUUAAAUAUUUGGUCUCCCUUGGCCCUUCUCAUGAAGCUGAGGAGUUCUUGUUUCCAAUGUUUGUUGAAUUUUGCUUUGAGGAGUUUCCUGAUGAAAUUAAGAGGUUUAGGUCUAUGGUUGAGUCAGCAGAUUUGACAAAACCGCAUACUUGGUUCCCAUUUGCAAGGGCUAUGAAACGUAGGAUUAUAUAUCACUGUGGUCCGACUAAUAGUGGAAAGACGUAUAAUGCGCUUCAGAGAUUCAUGGAAGCGAAGAAAGGGAUCUAUUGUAGUCCACUAAGGUUGUUGGCCAUGGAGGUUUUCGAUAAGGUUAAUGCUGUAGGGGUUUAUUGUAGCCUCCUCACUGGGCAAGAGAAGAAGUCGGUUCCAUUUUCGAGUCAUGUUGCUUGUACUGUUGAGAUGGUGUCUACGGAUGAGUUGUAUGAUGUGGCUGUUAUUGAUGAAAUACAAAUGAUGGCAGAUUCGUGUAGAGGAUAUGCAUGGACGAGGGCUUUGCUUGGGUUAAAGGCCGAUGAGAUACAUUUAUGUGGCGAUCCGAGUGUUUUGAAUAUUGUUAGGAGGAUUUGUUCUGAUACGGGGGAUGAGUUGGUAGAGCAACAUUAUGAGCGGUUUAAACCGUUGGUGGUCGAAGCGAAGACCCUUCUUGGGGAUCUGAAAAAUGUAAAAUCUGGAGAUUGUGUUGUUGCGUUUUCGAGGAGAGAAAUAUUCGAGGUUAAAUUGACAAUUGAGAAGUUAACGAAUCAUCGUUGUUGUGUUAUAUAUGGAGCAUUGCCACCAGAAACUCGCAGGCAUCAGGCUUCGUUGUUUAACGAUCCGGAUAACGAGUACGAUGUCCUGGUUGCUAGUGAUGCGGUAGGAAUGGGAUUGAAUCUAAAUAUUCGACGGGUUGUCUUCUAUAACCUGUCAAAAUAUAACGGUGACAAGAUUGUCCCCGUUCCAGCGUCUCAGGUGAAGCAAAUUGCUGGAAGAGCUGGCAGGAGAGGAAGCAGAUUUCCCGAAGGAUUAACCACCACUUUGCAUCUGGAGGAUUUGGAUUAUUUGAUCGAGUGCUUGAAGGAACCUUUUGAUGAAGUUAAGAAAGUCGGGCUCUUUCCUUUCUUCGAGCAGGUCGAGCUAUUUGCGGGGCAACUCUCAAAUGCCACCUUCUCGGAGUUACUCGAAAAGUUUGGAGCUAAUUGCCGUUUAGAUGGUUCUUACUUCCUGUGUCAACACGGUCACAUAAAGAAAAUAGCUAAUAUGUUGGAGAAAGUCCAGGGAUUAUCUCUCGAAGAUCGUUUCAAUUUUUGCUUUGCCCCUGUUAACAUCAGAGACCCGAAAGCAAUGUACCAUCUACUAAGGUUUGCGUCGUCAUAUGCCCAAAACCUGCCUGUUAACAUAGCGAUGGGCAUGCCAAAGUGCUCUGCCCGUAAUGAUUCGGAGCUCUUGGAUCUCGAGACUAGACACCAAGUGUUGUCUACUUAUAUGUGGUUGUCUAACCACUUUGAAGAGGAAAAGUUCCCGUAUUUUAAGAAGGCUGAGGCAAUGGCAGCGGGCGUUGCUGAAUUACUGGGCGAGUCACUGACUAAAGCUUGCUGGAAACCAGAAUCGAGAUCAGGCGGAAAACCUAGGAUGCAGGAGAAGGAUAAUAGGGAAAAGCGUGAGAAAUCAUUACCAGGACAGCAAGAGGAGAACAAGGUUGCUGCACAAUGCUCCUAAUGAGGUAGUAGUAGCGGGACAGAAGGAAAUGGAUCAAGAUUGUGCAUUUCUGACUCAACGCCUCAACGUCAUGAUUUAUUCGAAAAUGGGUUCUCAUGUGCGUUUCUUGGCCAAAACAUACGCUUUCUCGACACAGAUGGAACAGAAUACCAUUCUCGCCAUUCUUCAUCGGUUCGUUGAAUGCCAUACUCUGACCAGAAUCCCGAUGCUCACUAUAAUCAACUGGUGAAUUACAGUAAUAGUAAGCUCUUGGCAUUGGAUCAAGAGGGAUGAUUUGAAAAGACAGCUUGUUGGAGGUGGUAGAAGUUCAGUUUUUUUGUAGCUAAUCUUAUUUGUAGGUUCAUACUCCUUAAGUCCUUUUCUUAUACAGAACAAAUGGUGAUGAAAGUAUUCAUGCUGUGUUAAAAGCCUCCCCCAAAGUACAUUCUUUUUGACAGUAUUCCAUAUGAAAAAAGGUCAAUUUUUGUCUAA